CCCGCUGGCAUGCCCGAGACCAGCCGCGUCCGUCUGGGGGUGCUACGAAAAAACGCCCCUCUCCCAAGAAAAAGAAUCAUCGUGAUGCAAGCUCUUCUUUACCUUUCAUUAAGCUCUAUACUUCAGUAACAUCAUGGCGAUUGCGGUAGACGUGCAAGAUCCGCAACCGCCUGCGCCAAAGGCAAAGACGACGACAUCGCUAGGCCACGACUACAAGGGCUUCGUCGCCGGCGUUGGCAGCGGCGUGGCAAAGCUUACAGUUGGUCACCCCUUCGACACAGUUAAAGUCCGCCUCCAGACGACAAAUCGCUUCAGCGGGCCGCUGCAAUGUGUUCUACAAACGAUACGAAACGAAGGCUUCCGAGGACUCUAUAAAGGCGCGACACCGCCACUCGUAGGAUGGAUGUUUAUGGACUCUGUCAUGUUGGGCUCGUUGUCCGUGUACAGACGUUUGCUAGCAGAGAAUGUAUUUCACGUUGACAACUGGACGCCAGGCAUCGUCACCGCGGCCGCAAAGGACCCGGCACACCCCUCCGCCGUGCUGGCCACAUUGCCACCGAUAGGGCACGGUUUAGCUGGCAUUCUGGCCGGAAGCACAGUCAGUUUCAUCGCAGCUCCGGUUGAACACAUCAAGGCGCGUCUGCAAAUCCAAUAUGCUGCGCGCAAGGCGGACCGCUUAUACUCGGGUCCCCUCGACUGCAUUAAUAAGAUAUACAAACACCACGGCGUCCGGGGCAUAUAUCACGGCUUGAGCGCCACGCUUCUGUUCCGCGGUUUCUUCUUCUUCUGGUGGGGAAGUUACGAUAUGAUAUCGCGAUGGAUGCACAAAAAUACCAGCCUCAGCAACCCGGCCAUCAACUUUUGGGCAGGAGGUCUCAGUGCGCAAGUGUUUUGGCUGACCUGUUACCCAACAGACGUGAUAAAGCAGAGAGUGAUGACCGAUCCUUUAGGUGGCGGCUUAGGAGACGGCCAAAGAAGAUACCCCCGAUGGAGAGACGCCGCAGUAGGCGUGUAUAAGGAGUCUGGAUGGAAAGGAUACUGGCGUGGCUUCUUACCGUGCUUCCUCAGAGCAUUCCCAGCAAAUGCGGCAGCACUCCUGGUUUUUGAAAGCGUUAUGCGGACGUUGCCCUAAGUGCCGUCAGGCAGAACUACUAUGUACAUAGAGCAUCUCUUGUUUUUUCUUCUCAUAUGGAGCAUUUACGAUCAAAUUUACACAGCAUAGAGGUAUUACCAGAACAAUAUCAGCAUAUCACAAAAGACAGAGUACCAGCAGUAACAGUGAAGCGUGUAAUCGAGAAGGAGAAACAUGUCAGAUCCAUUAGUCUGUAGGGCAUCUAAAAUCUAUAUAAACCCAGCGUGCAAGCGAAACUGAAUUCCUCGCAAGCCUUCCCGCAGCGUACUGCGGGACAUGAACUAAUAUGCAUCAAAUAAAAACAAAAGACCUGGUGCCCCUCUCCCUCGAGAAAAAAAAAGCAUCCUCCUGAUCCCCAUUUUUAGUGGUAUAUUGCAACCGUUCUUCUUCAGACAGAAGAAGAAAUUUACUCGUCAUCCUCAUCAGCAUCGUCGUUGACGACGUUGAAGAACUUGAGCUCGUAAACACCGCGGGAGGUGGAAACGACGCGGAGCCAGUCACGGAGCUGCUGCUUCUUGAGGAACUUCUUGGUCAAGUACUUGAGGUAGCGGCCGGAGAGGUCGUUGUGGGCAAUGACCUCGAUCUUGCCCUCACCCUGCUGCUGGAUGAUGACGUCGUCGCCGAGGUUGUUGGUGCGGCCCUCAACCUUGAUGCGGUCCUGGAGGAACUUCUCGAAGGCAGAGACAUCGAAAAUCUUGUCGGAGGCGGGCUGAGAAGCGUUGAUGAUGAACUUCUUGGUCUGCUUCUGGGCCUUGCCAGACUUCUUCUAUAUGGCGGAAAACAAAACUCUUAGCCUACUGCAUAAUUCAUAAAGCGCGACGGCAUGUUCCAGGUGCGUGGAAAGCGGAAUAGUGCAAACGUCUUUGCUGGGGAUCGCCGACAAGGUUUUCUUUGUUGCUGCUUUGGGUCUUGUGUGCCUCGCCGAGAACCGUGUUACGAGUUCAAUUCGUGCCGCUUUGUAUUUCAAAAGCAGCACGUAGCAAGUAGUAGACAGCAAAGACCAAAGCAAGAAAACAUUAAGUCGUCGGCGUCGUCUCAAGCAAAGAGCGCGAGCACAAUUCCGUUCCAUGAACCAGCGGCGCACAAGAUGAAGAACAGCACAGCGGUUGGUUUAUCUUUUUCAUAUACGUACGGUGACGGGAGCCAUUGUAUUGACUUGGGGAGGUUUGUUUUUUUAAGAUAAAAAAAAGCUGAAGAAAGUUGGAGGUCGUAAAGAACGCAAAGAGGUCUAUAUCCUGCGUCUUGGUGUUUGUGUGGUUUGCAAAAGGAAGAGAAGUUUUUCCGCG
[Torrubiella] hemipterigena is the source of this 2418-nucleotide messenger RNA. NCBI's taxonomy places the organism in Eukaryota, Fungi, Ascomycota, Sordariomycetes, Hypocreales, Clavicipitaceae. The record is from the annotation of a GenBank genome assembly.